AUGAAUGCUGACGCUCGAGGACCGAGCUCUGGUCGAAGGUUCGCCCAGUCGCCAAUAGAUCGAGGGUGGAGGGAAGGAGCAUGGGCUGCGAGAAGACAUGGAGAGUUCUCCUCACGUAUUGGCGAAUCAGAGAAAGUGGGACAUCAUGAGUGGCCAUAUAACUGUCAGUACUUUGUGGCACGCGUGAUGGACCCUAACGAAGCUGUUGAUCUGAAUACUCGGGAUACCGAGUACCUAGACAGUGAUGGAGACCUCCCAUAUAUUGACUUCACUGACCGUGGCCCGACCAUGAAGUCUGUUCAAUUGAAUGGCAGAGGGGUGUCCAGAAUCCAAGAGAUGAGCUCUCCUUCGUGCCUUUGUACCAGGGUUUUGUUUAUCCCCCAGUGGCGACUUUACAGCACCAGUUAUUCAACCAUCCAGCUUGGAAUGAGAGAGACUACGUGGCAGGACUUUUUGACGGGUUUCAAGAUCCCUCCAAACGUGGUUGAGCUUCUUCACGAAAAUAAUGGAGGUUCGUGGCAGCAUGUCUCACAAUGCAGCGACAACUCUGAGGCACACGAACAGGUCGCUCCUGGACACAGUGGCCCUUGCGCCUACCAUAUCUGCUUCAAGUCAUCACAAUUCGAACUAGUGUACGCUCGAUAUGAUUUCCACGCCAAGCGGACGUUUAUUCUUAUCAUGGGUGUCCACCUACAAUGGGAGAUCGAACGCCUGACCUCCCAAUUUGACGGGCUCGGAUCAGUCCACCUGUUCCAGAUUCUCCUCGCCGUCCUAGGAAUAUGGCUGCAGAAGUUAGAGCAAUCACGAUGGUCUCUCGACUUCACUGUUCUCCAACUCGAGCAGAACACGGGCUUCGGACAGCUGUUUCGCAAUGUGCUCCCGCUGCCCACAGAAAGACUCUAUAUCCAGAGGAAUGACACGGCAGGAGCACAAGGCUACAUCAGAUCCGUCGCGCGGCACUCGCUGUGCACGGGAGAGUUCUUUGGGGUGUUUGAAGAGGCACUGCCGAGGUUUUUGGCUCUCCAGAAUUGUCAAGACGACUCGCUGAAGCAGCAAAUACUCGAUGCACUAGGCCAAUACCAGAGCCAACAGAGAACUCAAGCUGUCCAGGCACACGACUUGAGCUGGCGCAUUGACACGCAAUGGAGCGUGCUCGUCGCAUUACUGGCAAAGCAUGACAGUGAUGUGAAUAUUUCCAUGGCGCAGGACGCGAGAACGGACAGUCUCCUCAUGAGGAAAAUGGCGGGUGUCUCAGUCGUCUUCCUGCCCGCCACGUUCCUGGCGACAUUCUUCAGCAUGAUGUUUUUCCACGUCGAUGACGUUGGUGGGGUCUCCAUCAGCCACAACAUUUGGAUGUACUUUGCCUCUACUUCCGCGAUGUCCUUGUUGUUGGGACUCUACUUCCGUUUCAGCAGUAAGUGGAAAGCCUUUCUCGAGCAGAGGGUUUUCAGAUUGGGUUCGUCUGUGCCUUUGGCAGGGGACGUCGAAAAAAUAGACGACUGA
Exophiala bonariae is the source of this 1503-nucleotide messenger RNA. RefSeq lists its product as uncharacterized. The record is from RefSeq and is a predicted model, not a curated record. The transcript has a single exon. Bases 1 to 1503 code for a protein of 500 amino acids. NCBI's taxonomy places the organism in Eukaryota, Fungi, Ascomycota, Eurotiomycetes, Chaetothyriales, Herpotrichiellaceae.